UACGACACCUUAUUAAUUUUUAACAGUAUAUGCAUUUACAUGCGCAGUCCAAGCGCAUGACGGUCUUGCUGAUUAAAUUAAAUUUUGAGAUUAAGAAAUAUUCACUUCAGUUUGUUACGGAUAUCUCGUAAAUUCAGUUUUGAUAAACAACAAUGGAAAAGGCAGAAUUUGGCAAAUAUUUUACAAACAUAUUCCAAGAUGGAUUCAUUAUGUUAUCAAUUGGCAUCGGGCAUGACCUUGGAUUGUUCAAAGUCAUGUGUGAAGCUAAGGAACCUAUCAGCAGUGAAGAAGUGGCCAAGAAGUUAGAUCUUAAAGAGAGGUACACGAGGGAAUGGUUGUCAACAAUGGUUGCUGCUAGUAUCAUUAAGCAGGACAGAGAUUCUAACCUGUACACAGUCCCUGAGCAAUAUAAAGAUAUCAUUAUGACAAACAUGGGGUUUGCACCGGCUUUAUUUGCUAUGGGGAUGAGGUCGAAGGCGGUAAAAGAGGCCUUUAAAAAGGACGGUCCUUAUGGUAUAAGUUACCACGACGAACAUGCUAUCGAGUUUAUUCAUUGGAUUAAUGGUUAUAGGGCACUGAUGUGCGAUGAGACAGUAGACAAGAAAAUUAUUAUACCUUUGCUUGACCAGCAGGGAGUUUCGAGACUGAAAUCUGGCAUCAAAGUUCUCGACUUAGGAUGUGGAGCUGGUAACCAUGUCACUGCAAUGGCGCAAAAAUUCCCAAAGUCCACGUUCAUUGGUUUAGAUUACUCGGAAGCUGGUAUAAAGCAGGGUAAUAAACACAAACAAGAAAAAGGGUUAACUAAUGUAACAUUCACUCAAGGUGACGCGCACAAAUUACCGGAUGAAUGGGCAGAAAGUUUCGAUUAUGUGUUUGUGUAUGACGUCCUUCAUGAUUUACCAAACACCCACAAAGCUCUAGGACAAAUCUACAAAGUCUGA
This is a messenger RNA of Ruditapes philippinarum (Manila clam), 941 nucleotides long. RefSeq names its product S-adenosylmethionine-dependent methyltransferase Rv2258c-like. The coding region runs from base 153 to 941 and encodes 262 amino acids. The record is from RefSeq and is a predicted model, not a curated record. NCBI's taxonomy places the organism in Eukaryota, Metazoa, Mollusca, Bivalvia, Venerida, Veneridae. The transcript is spliced from 5 exons.